Molecule: messenger RNA, 3096 nt
Organism: Rhagoletis pomonella (apple maggot)
Lineage: Eukaryota; Metazoa; Arthropoda; Insecta; Diptera; Tephritidae
Gene: fs(2)ltoPP43
Product: probable RNA polymerase II nuclear localization protein SLC7A6OS
Exons: 3
Coding region: 169-903 (244 amino acids)
Biological process (GO): developmental process
Source: RefSeq, a predicted model, not a curated record
GCACUGAAAAUGCGAAAAAUCGCACAUUUCUUUGUCGGAAUUUUCUUGUAAUGUCGGAUUUCUCGUCAAAGUGAAAAUAAAUUUUCGCUGUUAGUGUGAGGUCUUUGUCUUAAAAAUAAUUGAAAGGCGUUGAAAAUUAAGUCCGUCUUUUCCGAAGAAACAAAAAAUAUGCCUGCAGUUGUACGCAUUAAACGCAGAAUCGAUGAAGAGCCUCUAAGUGCCUUCAUAUUGAACAGCAAAAAGCGACGCCGUUUAGAUAAUGUGGUUGAGGAAGAGCUACAAGCGGAAGAAGGCGCAGCUGCUGCAGGCGAAGGAAAUGACAAAGAUGGCGAAAUUUCGACAAUACUUAAAUUUGCGGGCACGAUACAGGAGCAGGAUAACAGCGCGACCACACAAUUAGCGCGUCUUACAAAAGAGGCUGCCAAAGAGCUUGUACUGCAGAAAUCACUGCGAACACCAAGUAAUCACACCGAACGCGCACGACAGGAAAUGCGACAAGCUUUACAUGAGAGUCGCUUUCGUGUAGUUAAUUGCAUGCGCACAACACUUGAAGACACAGAUGCUACAGAAGCGGCUGCAAAGGAAGUGACAAUUGUCGAUAUUGAAAAGCAGGAAACAAGCGGACGUACAUCUACCACGGCGACAUCAGCAGCUGGACAAUUAGAUUUGCACCAGCAGAGAGAAGCCGUAAAUUCGGAAGCACAGCCAGAGUCGCAGGUAUUAGCCAGCAAUAAUACGCAACAAUCGACUGAUUCCGACACUGGUUAUGUGUACGACUUGUAUUUGCCAGAUAAUGAAUUACAAGUGGAGUAUGCCGAUAUGAUGGACGAUAACUAUCUAAGGUUGUACUAUCCGUUCAAUUACUACCACAACAAUACUUGCUACCACUACUACUAUUGGUAAUUGAGAAUUAACAUAAUGAGAAAAGUUCUAAAUUAAGUGCAAAUAAUCCAUUCGGCGAUUAUACCCAAUAUGCAGACAGCGAAGGACAUUGAAGGUAGAUGAUGCAGCAAUGUAGCAAAAUAAUUAUUAUAAGCAACAAAGUAGAUAAAUGCAGAAAGCGCCACAGGCAAGCAGUAUUGCCACUUGGAACGCCGGCAAAUCACCCACAAAUGCCAAUCGUAGCAAAACGAAGCGCAAAAAAGUGGAAUUAUACAUAAUAUUCAAAUACUAUCACAAUUAGUAAUGUUUGUAAUUUGAGCAUAACAUACGCGAAAAAGCUUGCCAAAAAAUAAAUUAAAAAUAUUUGCGAAACAACACAUGAACGUUCCCCGCAAAUUCUUUAGUUUACUUCUUGAGGUUUUGUAAACCAAUAUUUAAGUAUAGGCGCUUCGGGGAAUACCGCUGGUUUCCGUUGAUAUCAAAAUUGGCAAAUUUAAUUAUCAUUAUCCAAUCAACUAAAAUUCUGCUUGUAUAAACGUUUACUUGAUUUUCAUGCAACAUCAAUUCAUAUAUUGUUUUCUCUGUCACACACUAUAGCAGCGGAAUUGAUUUGCUAAGUACUUUAAUUUUAUAUUUUUUAUACGUAUUGCGUUUUUUUAUUAAUAAAUUAUGUUAGCUCAGGCAUAAGACAUAAGAAAACGUAAAGCGCACACCCGCAGCGUGCAGGCUGAAAUAAUAUCAACACAAAUUUUUGUUUUAAGUUCUUAUGCUAAGUAUUAUUUUUAUAUGCCUUAAAACCAAAUAAUUUUAAGCCUUGUUAAGUGUAUACAUAUGUAUGUACUCAUGUAUUUGUAGUUAAGUCGUUGUUUAUUUGUACGUUGUGGGUAACUGAAAAUAAAUACUUGGUUUUCAACAACCAAAGUCGCUUGGAAUAUGGAAGUAAGAAAUGCAAAAUUAAAAACGAAAAAAAGCUUAAAAGUCAUAAAUAAAAUAUUAAAUGAAUAAACUAAUUUAAAACGACUAAGUUUAAGUUGAUUUAUAUUCAAAUCUAUGCAAAACGCAAACUUAAAAUCUAAAUAUUAGCAUAAAAAGGCUAGGAACUUAAGCAUAAAAUCGAUUAAUUUUUGCAUAAAUUGCGUUUUUAGUUUUUAAGUAAAACUAUGAAAUAUACCUAAACAUAUAUUAUAUAUGAGAUGAACAAAAAACAAGUUUGUUUUAUUCAUUGUUACAAAUUUCGGCAAGGGAAUGUGUCGUGACUUUUUUGGUUGUGCCAAGUUUUUAUUUUCAUUUAUUGUAAAGAAAUUAUUUUGUUUAAACUUGCUGUACAAAAGCGUGUGUUGUCUUUAGCGACUAGUGUCACAUAAAGCAGGGCUCAGCGCACAAAUAUGCCGAGCAUGCAUAAAUAGGCCACAAAACACGCUCAUCAUUUCGGUAUGCGGAAUUUAAGGUGCCCUCUAUGCAUCAAUAUGGCUUUAGAAAAAAUCACAGAACUUAACGUCAUAAUCACUCAGGCUUUUAACGGAACUGUCCCUGUAAGACAAGAGUUCCAGGCGCGUUGGACUUGCCGAAAGUAUUCGACCCUGUUUGUCACUCUACGUUACUAGAGGACAUUGAAAUAUCUUCACUUAACGCUCAUAUAAUAAAACGUAGCAAACAAAUUAUUUGACUAGCCAACAAGCGUCAGUACUCGCUCAAAAUCGAAUCUCGAUGUCAAGAAGAAUUAAACAGAAGGGUCCAUGUGGGCCCAUUCCACAGAGAGAGAUUCACUGACCUCCCUACUCUGAUGAUUGCUCGAUAUUAACGCUUGGCAAUGGCAUUGGUGACUUGUGUUUGAAAGUAAACAACUCUCUCUCAGGCGAUUAGCUGGCCGGUUCUAAAUUAUGCUGCACCAUUUCGAUCACCAGGGGCUAGUUGGAAGCAGUUGGGUCUACGUAACCGGAACAACCUAAAUUUAUAUCUGUGCAAGGACUGUCACUUCAGCAACACUCGCCAAAAGCUCUAACCCAAUAAGCAGGAAUACGUUUAGUAUUUUUUCUAAAUUUUGAAUAAAUUGGCAUCUUAAACUACAGUUGAGGUCAGCUAAAAGAUUAUAUUUGGAUUAGAACCAAACUAUUUGGUGUUUGCAGAAAAAGGUGGUUCUCUCAAAUGGCUACAGAUAUGAAAAAAAAGCAUUUGAUCUUUAAAAAUUCAUUUAUUUCCCCGUUUCUUUUCAAC